This is a messenger RNA of Solanum stenotomum, 1980 nucleotides long. RefSeq names its product homeobox-leucine zipper protein ANTHOCYANINLESS 2-like. Lineage: Eukaryota; Viridiplantae; Streptophyta; Magnoliopsida; Solanales; Solanaceae. Bases 1 to 1980 code for a protein of 659 amino acids. The transcript has 8 exons. The record is from RefSeq and is a predicted model, not a curated record. Gene Ontology annotation, molecular function: DNA binding; lipid binding.
AUGGAAGGUCAUAGUGACAUGAAUGAGAGAAAAGAAAGUUUGAUUAAUGUUGUGAUAGGAGGAUCUGGAGAGGAAGAAAUAGAGAGAAGUUCUAUCGGUGACAACAUAACUGGUGGUGCAUCUGUAGAUGAACAUGGUGAAUCAUCAUCGAAGAGGAAGAAACCCAUUAGGCAUAAUGCCGAUCAGAUUCAAGAGCUUGAACUGUUUUUCAAAAAGAAUUCACUUCCUAACAAAAAAGUACGACUAGAACUUGCAACAAAAUUAUCCAUGGACAUCAACCAGUUGCAAUUGGAUUUGUACGAAAAUAAGACUCUAAAGCAAGAAAAUCACAAGCUUCGCAUAGAGAAUAUUGUAAUGAAGGAAGCCCUAGAAAAUUCAAUUCAUGACAAUUGUAAAGAAAGCAUUGAUGAGAAUCAAAUAAAGAUUGAGCAUGACCAAUUGGAAGAUGAAGUUAAAAGGCUUACCGCCCAAGCGUACAAGUUAAGCUUAUUUAAUAAAGAUGUAGUGCAGGAUAAGAUGGUGUUAUUGAAUCUUGCUAUGGAUGCCUUGAAUGAGCUUUUUAGGCUGUAUGAGAAUGAUAAACCUCUUUGGGUAAGCAGUUUGGAUGGAGGUGGAGAAACGUUAAAUAUUAAAGAAUAUGCUCAAUUGUUUACCCCAUUAAUUGGCACGAAACCUGAGCAUUUCACAACGGAAGCCACAAGGGCAUCGGGUACAGUGGCUGACACCAGUUUGGCAUUGGUGAAUACACUAAUGGAUAAGAGGCAGUGGGUAGAGAUGUUUCCAUGCAUAGUUGGAAAAACAUAUACUACUGAUGUGAUUUCCACUGGCAUGGGUGGAAAUAAGAGCGGUUCUCUGUUAUUGAUUAAAACCGAAUUGCAAAUCAUUUCUGACCUAGUUUUUGUUCGCGAAGUACAAUUUCUUCGCUUUUGUAAGAAACAUGCUGAAGGUGUCUGGGCUAUCGUCGAUGUGUCUGUUGACACAAUUCAAGAAGGUUUAGAAGAGAGCGAAAUUGAAAAUUGUCGAAGGCUCCCAUCUGGCUGUAUUUUACAAGAUAUGCCAAAUGGUUAUUGCCAGGUUACUUGGAUUGAGCACAUGGAAUAUAAUGAAAAUCUUGUCCACAAUUGGUAUCGCCCUUUGAUAAAGAGUGGUCUGGGAUUUGGUGCUCAAAGGUGGAUGGCUACUUUGCAAAGACAAUAUCAGUUCUUGAAAGUGAUGAAGUCAAUUAUUGAUCCCAUAGUUGAUUUAAGUGGUGAGAGAGGUAUAAGGAUGUUGGCUCAACGCAUGACGCAUAAUUUUUGUGCGGGGGUUUGUGCAACCGCUCACUAUUGGGAAAUAAUUCAACUAGCAAAUGAAGAAAAUUCCAAAUUAAUGAUGAGGAAGAAUAUUAAUGACCUUGGUGAAUCGACUGGUGUGGUGUUAAGUGCUACAAAGACAAUCUGGGUACCAGUGAAACACCAGCAUUUGUUCAAAUUCCUCACUAAUAAAAAAAUACGGAGCCUGUGGGAUGUCUUGUCUAAUACUUGUCCCAUGAAACGAAUGAUCAAUAUUUCUAAGGGUCAAACUGUCGACAGUAACAUUUCCCUCUUUUUUCCUCAUGGGGAUGAUUCUGGUGCUAAUCGAGUGAUCUUGCAAGAUACUUGCAUGGAUGCAACUGGAUCUCUUUUGGUUUAUGCUACAAUUGAUUCACAAGAAAUUAAUACCGUGAUGAAAGGGGGGGACUCUUCUUGUGUGACUCUCUUCUCAAAUGGAAUAACAAUAGUCCCGGAUUGUUUUCAAGAUUUUUCUACAACUAAUAACUAUAAUGUUAUUUCUGGGGAGAUGAAUAAUGGGUUCGGUGGUGGAUCGUUGAUGACUAUCAGCUUUCAAAUGGUGGGGAACAUCUUUCCAGCUACAACUCUUUCUAUAGAGUUGGUCAAAGAAGCAAAUACACUCAUUUCACACACAAUUCAUAAGAUCAAGAGUGCUCUUAAAUGCAAGUAA